This is a messenger RNA of Heterobilharzia americana, 2514 nucleotides long. NCBI's taxonomy places the organism in Eukaryota, Metazoa, Platyhelminthes, Trematoda, Strigeidida, Schistosomatidae. The record is from the annotation of a GenBank genome assembly.
AUGUAUUUAACUGAAUCUAUAGCAGAUUAUAUGCCCAGAGUUACAAAUCAUUCUCAACUAAUAAUAAUGAUAAUAACAUCAUCUUCAGGAGUAAUUGUUUCUCAUCCAAAUGUCAGUAAUGCGAAUUUCAUAGGGAAUUCUACCACGAAUAAUGAAGUAGAUGAUGAAGUUGAUAGAGACAGAUUUGAAAAAGUAUUAAAUGAUCUAGAGAGACCGUGUGUUUUAUGCAUACCAUUUCAUUAUGUAAGUAAAUUAUACACAAACAUUUUUGAUUGGAAUAUUCUAUCAGUGAUAAAGAAGAGAAUUUUUCAAUCAAAAUUAUCAUUUAAUGAACAUAGUGUUUUACAAAUAAUCUGUAAUAGUAUAAUUGGAUUAAUAUUUAGCAUAAUCAUAGGAUUUAUUGUUUAUGCUUUAUUCAUUGUCAUCUUGUUAGAGGAUAAUCGACAGACAGCAAUUCUAUUCACUGCUUAUAUUAUGAUGCUUUCAAUAGUUGUGUUAACCUGUUCACCUGAUAUUCAAUGUAUUGCCCUGAUCACUUUUAUCUAUUCAACUACAAAAAGUUGUAUAAGAUGCUUACUACUCUUAUAUACAACAAGUUUAUGUUGUAUCAAUGGAUCAGGUUUAAAUAUUUUGUAUAAUUUUGACAAUUUUCAUAAUUAUUUCACCUGUAUCAUAUCACUAAUCAAUAUAAAUAUGAUGAUUAUAAAGAAAUUUAAUAAUUCCCCAUUCAAUGUGUUAAAUGUUUCAAUUGAACAUGUAAUCAAUGAAAUCAACUCACGUCUAUAUAAUAUGCGAGCAAUACUGUCAAGUAUUCACCUAUCCAUCUUACACUUGAUUACAACUAUACAGAAUAAUGUUGCUUGGAUUGAAUCUAUUCUAGAUGAUUCAGCAUCAUCAUGUAAAAAUACUGAUGAUGUAUUACGGAAUUUAUGUAGACGUUUUUUAAAUAAAGCCUAUUUAAUGUGUAUUGAUGAAUUGAGCACAGUUAGCACAUUUUGCAGUCAUUUAAAGUAUUUCUCAAUGAAUAUGUGCUCUGAAUCCUCGUCAAUGACUGAUGAAUGCCAGAAAUAUAGUAGACUUAUUGAAAGUGAUAUAAAAAUUGAAUGGAAAAAGAAUGUUACUGAAGCACAAAUGGAGAAAAUAUUAAACAUGAUCGGAAGAAGUAACUUAACACUGAUCACAAAGUUUGAUGACUACUACCCUGAGGUGACCAAUAAUAAUGAUAAUAAUAAUAAUCAAAUGAAUGAUGUAAUUGAUAGUUUAUUGAGGAUACACUCAACUGAUUUCACAUAUCAAGUUGAACAGGCUAAAAUAAUUAUUUACUGGAUUCUAUUUGUAUACUCCUUCUUCACUAUGAUCCAGUUAAUUAUUAAAGCGGUUAGCUUUAGAAAUUCUUGGCUAAGUAAUAUCACUUUUGAUAAUAAUUAUAUCACUCAAGCAUUUAUUACACAGGAGAAACGAGCAGUGAUACAAGGUUUAAUUCCAACAUUACCAUUAAUUAGGAAUGAAGCAAAUAUUUAUAAAAAGCUGACAAGUUUCAGUUGGACUAAAGAUGAAGUGAGUAGAUUGAAAAAGCUGAACAUACUUCACAUCAUAUGGAUAUUUCUAAUCAUAGCCAUUAUGAUGAUUGAUUAUGCUGUACACAAUGCUCUAUAUUCAGUAGCAUCAGUCUUCUCAGCAGACCCUGUUCCAUCCACACCAGCAUCAAUUCACAAUGAUUAUGAUUAUUAUGGAGCAGAAUAUGAUCACACACAGACUGUGCCACAUCAUACAAUUAUUAAAGGUGAUACGUUCUAUGCAAAUAUAGUAAAGAGUAUGAUCAGUCUAUUAAUUCCACUAAGGGAUAAACUGGUCAAUAUUGAUGCUACAAUCUGUCAGCCAAAAUCGAAUCCACCGAAUCCGACAAAUAAUGCAGUAAUUAUAUUAUUACUGUUUUUGAUAAUUAGCAGUGUUCUGUUUGAGGUGUAUGCUUUGAGACUGUGUCAUGUAAUCAUGAUAUGGUACUAUCCAGAAAAAUCAGAGCAAAGAGCUUCAUGGUUACGCGCACAUAUAAAAAAUAAUCGUCAACUCCUUCAUGGUUUAAAACAUAUAUCAAGAGUACCAGUUGGUCGACCUAGUAGCAGAUUUUGCACUAAAUCACUUCUUCGAAGACUUUUGAUGAGUUAUCCAAAAGUGAAGGCUGUGUUUCGUGUCUUUGGUAUCAGACGUGUUUUAUGCGCUCUCUGUAGUGUGGAGCAGAACCCAUCAAAUGAACAGAAGUUGAGAGAGAAUUUUUAUCAAUGUCCUGAGUGUAGUGUAUACUUCUGUCCGUCUUGUCAGCUUCAUCUCGAGCAUAUCUGUUCAGUGUGUUGUACACCACUGUUCGUAAAAGAUACUCAGAUUGACUUUGAAGAAUAUUCAACUGAUGAAGAGCAUAUGGCAAUGAAUUCAUUGUAUUUUCAAAGAGCCGACCAAAGUCGAGGUCAGUUGACUAGUGGAUCAACAGUGAUUAAUCCAAUUACUUCUAGAUUGUAA